CUCGUUUCCAGCAGUUGUUCCGUCAGCGGAACAGUUUAUGCCGAAUUGCACUUGAACACGGGCAGUGAAACGUUAACGCAAAGAUGAGCUCCCGGAUUAUGCAAGCGGCUCGAUGCCCCACAGACGAGCUGUCGCUGACCAACUGUGUUGUCAUCAACGACAAGGAGCAGCAGCAGUUUGAAAAACACGUGAUUGUUCGCAAUGUGACCCACAAGUUUGUGUUCACCUUGACGAAACAUCCCAGCGUGAACUCCGGGACCAUCGGCUUCAGCCUGCCACAGAGAAAAUGGGCGGGACUAUCGAUUGGACAGGAGGUCGAAGUAACCAACUACAACUUCGACAAGUCCAAGCAGUGCAUAAGCAGCAUGACGAUGGAGAUCGACUUCCUGCAGAAGAAGAACGCCGACAGCAACCCCUACGACUCGGACAAGAUGGCGGGCGAGUUCACUGUUCGCUUCAACAACCAGGCGUUCACCGUCGGCCAGCAGCUGGUGUUCAGUUACAACGACAAGCUGUUUCAGUUGGUGGUGAAAGACAUGGAGGCCAUGGACCCGAGCAUCCUGAAGUCAGGAAAUGCUUCUGCAAAGAAGCAGAAGAUUGAAAUCGGCCUGUUGUUGGGAGACAGUCAGGUGGUUUUUGAGAAGGCAGAGAGCUCCUCCAUGACUCUGAUCGGGAAAUCUAAGACCCGCGAGUCUCGCCAGUCCAUCAUCAGCCCGGACUGGAACUUUGAGAGGAUGGGCAUCGGCGGCCUCGACAAGGAGUUCUCCGACAUCUUCCGACGAGCCUUCGCCUCCCGAGUCUUCCCUCCGGACAUCGUCGAGCAGAUGGGCGGUAAGCAUGUGAAGGGGAUCCUGCUGUACGGACCCCCAGGCUGCGGCAAAACCCUGAUGGCUCGACAGAUCGGCAAGAUGCUGAAGGCCCGCGAGCCAAAGAUCGUCAACGGCCCCGAGAUCCUCAACAAGUACGUGGGAGAGUCUGAGGCGAACAUCAGGAAGCUGUUCGCCGACGCAGAGGACGAGCAGAAGAGGCUCGGCGCCAACAGCGGCCUUCACAUCAUCAUAUUUGACGAGAUCGACGCCAUCUGCAAGCAGCGCGGCAGCAUGGCGGGCAGCACCGGCGUCCACGACACCGUGGUCAACCAGCUGCUGUCCAAGAUCGACGGCGUGGAGCAGCUCAACAACAUCCUGGUCAUAGGUAUGACCAACAGGCCCGACCUGAUAGAUGAGGCUCUGCUGAGGCCUGGAAGACUGGAGGUGAAGAUGGAGAUAGGGUUACCGGACGAAAAGGGUCGCAUUCAGAUCCUCAACAUCCACACAGCCAAGAUGCGUCUGCACGACCUGCUGGCCAAAGACGUCGACGUCAAGGAGCUCGCUGUGGAGACCAAGAACUACAGCGGUGCCGAGCUGGAAGGUCUGGUCAGAGCGGCACAGUCCACGGCCAUGAACAGACACAUCAAGGCCAGCAACACGGUGGAGGUGAACAUAGAGACGGCAGAGAAGCUGCAGGUCAGCAGACUGGACUUCAUGGCCUCGCUGAACAACGACAUCAAACCCGCGUUUGGAACCAACCAGGAAGACUACGCCAGCUACAUCAUGAACGGCAUCAUCCGGUGGGGCGACCCGGUGUCGGCGGUCCUGGAGGACGGGGAGCUGCUGGUGCAGCAGACGAAGAACAGCGAACGAACGCCGCUGGUGUCUGUGCUGCUGGAAGGUCCUCCUAACAGCGGCAAAACAGCGCUGGCAGCUAAGAUUUCUGAAGACUCACAGUUCCCCUUUAUCAAGAUCUGCUCCCCCGACAAGAUGAUCGGACACUCCGAGAUCGCCAAAUGCCAAGCCAUCAAAAAGAUAUUUGAAGAUGCCUACAAAUCCCAGCUGAGCUGUGUGGUUGUGGACGACAUUGAGCGCUUGUUGGAUUAUGUUCCAAUCGGUCCUCGUUUCUCCAACCUGGUGCUUCAGGCUUUGCUGGUGCUGCUGAAGAAACCGCCUCCAAAGGGUCGUAAGCUGCUGAUCAUCGGCACCACGAGUCGUAAAGACGUCCUCCAGGAAAUGGAGAUGUUAGACGCCUUCAGCACCACCAUCCACAUUCCCAACAUCUCGCGGGGGGAGCAGCUGGUCGAGGCGCUGGAGCUGCUGGGCAGCUUCCAAGAGAACGAACGGGCCAAAAUAGCUAAAGCUGUGAAGGGCCAAAGCUUGUGGAUCGGCAUUAAAAAGCUGCUCAUGCUGAUUGAAAUGGCCGCGCAGAUGGAUCCCGACUACAGAGUUAGCAAGUUCCUGAGUCUACUGAAGGAUGAAGGAGCACUGGGUUCUGAUAAGUUUGUGGCAAUCUAGACUGAGUGGAGCCGCGUAGUGGAACAGAGGCAUCCUUCAACGUUGCUGAGGAACGGAAGCCUGAAAAGAGGCUGGCAGGAGGAAGCGAGCGAGAGAUAGUUUCCAUCUCUCUCUGCAUCCUUUCCUUCCCAUCCCCGAAGCUCUUCUCUCUGCACUGCAGCUUUAUGCAGCAGACGCACAACCAGGCGACUUCUUCAGCACCACGUGAAGCCGCACAACACGAGAGAAACACCCGGCGUUUGUGGUAUCUGUGUGUACUGCAUUUCCUGAAUGCUGUCAUCUCUCUGCGAUGCCCCUAGCACUCCAUUGGGAUUUUUUUUUAUUGACAUAUACAUAGAAGAAAUCAAUGAAAAGCUGCCUUGCGUGGUGGGUGGGUAGAUGUGCAUGCACAAACACUAAUUCUGAUACUGUUUAUAUAGGCCAGGGGUGUCAAACUGCGGUCCUCGAGGGCCGCCAUCCUGCAUGUUUUAGAUGUUUCUC
Molecule: messenger RNA, 2807 nt
Organism: Stegastes partitus (bicolor damselfish)
Lineage: Eukaryota; Metazoa; Chordata; Actinopteri; Pomacentridae
Product: vesicle-fusing ATPase-like
Exons: 22
Coding region: 84-2327 (747 amino acids)
Biological process (GO): intra-Golgi vesicle-mediated transport; SNARE complex disassembly; Golgi to plasma membrane protein transport
Cellular component (GO): Golgi stack
Molecular function (GO): ATP binding; ATP hydrolysis activity
Source: RefSeq, a predicted model, not a curated record